Humulus lupulus (European hop) is the source of this 1341-nucleotide messenger RNA. RefSeq lists its product as uncharacterized. NCBI's taxonomy places the organism in Eukaryota, Viridiplantae, Streptophyta, Magnoliopsida, Rosales, Cannabaceae. The coding region runs from base 1 to 1341 and encodes 446 amino acids. The record is from RefSeq and is a predicted model, not a curated record. The transcript is spliced from 3 exons.
AUGACUGACGUAGAGAAUGGCGUCAAACAACUGGUCACUAAAGCCAACCUAAGGCUAGUUGGGAUUCUGGCACCUCACCAGGACGUGAGGGAGUCAACGGCGGGGAGUGCAACCGGUGAGGAAAUUCCCGAGAAACACCCAGAUGUGUCGCAACCUCCAAGGAGGAGGACAACUGGAGUGACAAUCGAGGAACCCUCCAGCACCACGCGAGCAGCCGCUCCCCCUGCCCCUUCGGGAAAGGGAAAAAAGAAAGCCUCCAAACCCUCUGCACCCAUUGACGAGUCUUCAUAUGAGAACGACAUGCCAUCCGAAGAGAUGUUCAACCUCUACAGUGUGCCUGAUGCUCCUGCGAUCAAGAAGAAGACAAGCAGGCGGCAUCGUAGGGAGAGCAGUAAAGAGCCUCUGGUCAAGAAGACUCGCAUUGAGGACCCUCCAGCAGCUGGUCCUUCGAAAAAUACAACACCACCUCCAUCUCCCCUUGAGCGACAAUCUCUGCCUGUACUGGCCGGGUCGACCCCUCCUCCACCAGCUCCUAUUGAUCAGACACAGCCAGCUGCCCCUGUUCAAACAGGGGAUGACUUAUCGAGCCGUGCUCUAAAAUCGGCCAAGGAAAGGAUGACAUGGAUCCUGAAGCAUGAACACAGCCGAGAAGCCAUGGCUGGGACAGAGUCGAUGGAUGUCGACCAUAUCUUGAACCGCGCACUAAACGAGCUUGCCAGUGCAAUGUUGACCAUGACUGCUGGCCGGCUCCGCUCGGGGGUCAUCACUGAGCAAUCCAAGGCGUUCGAACAACGGCACGCUGAGGAACUUAAGGUCAUUGAAGAGAAAUAUACAGAGCAGCUUAAGGCGGCUCAGAAGGAAAAUGCCGCAUUGCUCGAGGAGAAAAAUAAGCUGGCCGAGGAGAUGAAGCAACAGCAGGUUGCACUGAACAAAGCCCUUGAAGCAAAGGAGAGGUACAAAGAGUCCCACCUCACCAAUUUUCGCGAAGCCAAAAGACUCGAGGCGGCCCUGAUCGAGAGUAGGCAAGAGGCUGAUAAGUUGGAGGCUCGCAUCAACGAUCUCGAAAAAGCCAACACCAGCAAUCUGGAGAGGUACAAGGGCACCACGUCCAAGUGCUUCCAUGAUUUCUGGAAACACAACCAAGGGGCCGAUUUCAGCUAUCUCUCUCAGUGCAUGAGGCAAACUGAAAUAGCCCGGUGCGUUGCUCUCUUGGAGGAAGAAGAAGGAGUGAAAACCCCAGCCUCGCACGAGAUCUCUUUGGCCACUGGCAUUGAAGGCAUAGAGAAUGAAGUCGAAGCUGCAGUCGACCAGGAAAAUCCACAAGACCCUCCUGCCUCAUGA